AUGCCCCUAACUGGCGUACCUCUGCUUGAGUGCAUCUGCUGGGACAAAGAUAGAUUUGGCAAAGACUACAUGGGCGAAUUUGAUAUUCCUAUUGAAGACAUCUUUGCUAAUGGCCAGAUACAGCAAGAGCCAAAAUGGUACAGACUUAAAUCACGCAGGUCCACCAAAAAAGGGAGCACUGUUUCGGGAGAGGUGCUGAUGCAGUUCUCCAUUGUUGAUUCGGCAAACCCUUCGGCCAGCCCUGAGGAGAUCAGGAGAAAGUUUCAGGCGUACAUAGGGGCCGAAGACGAGGACGACGAUCUCUCACGUGCGCCCACGAACAUAGACAACGAAAUCGGUGACGAGGAGGUAGAUGAUCUGGACGAGGAUCUCGAGUCGGUCACUGAGAGCGAUACCACGCAAAAGCCCAGUACAGUAGUGGACAAGAAAGCGAAGAAGAGAAGACUGGCCCGCCUCCGCCGCAAAUCCAUCGCAGCAAGAGCAUACAACUUCCUUGGCGCCGACAACGACACUAACGGUGUUAUUUUCCUCGAGGUUGUCAAGAUCACCGACCUGCCUCCUGAACGCAAUAUGACGAGGACAUCUUUCGACAUGGACCCGUUCGUGGUUAUCGCCUUGGGUCGGAAGGUUUUCAGGACAAAGGUUAUCCGCCAUAAUCUCAAUCCAAUCUUCAAUGAGAAGAUGGUCUUCCAGAUCCUGCGACAGGAAACUGGCUACUCCUUGACGUUUACUGUCAUUGACCGUGACAAGCUGUCUGGCAACGACUUUGUUGCGUCCACCACCUUCCCGAUCCAGAAGAUCAUUCAAUCUGGCCCGGAAGAAGACCCAGACACUGGUCUCUAUGAUCUCCCCGACCCUCCGGAAUAUUCGCCAGCCAUGGCACAAAAAGAGGGCAAAUCGAGAUUUCGCAUUCCCUUAUCGCGCACCUCUUCCGCCAGCAGUUUAUCAAAGUUGUCACGACCGAGUUUCAAGAGGGAUGAUUCUCAAUCAUCAGUGUCGAGCACGAGCGUCAAUGAAACAGCCCGUCCACCAGCGCCGACAAGUGCUCCGACAGAUACUAGCGGAAACACCUUGAAAGUUCCAGGGCCGCCCGUGGAUAGUGCCGUGGUUCAAUCUGCGGAUGACCCUACCAUGGCUUCGUACGUUAUCCCCUUGGAACUGAAGAACAAAGAAAGGUGGGAAGCCAAGCACAAUCCAGAACUGCACAUCCGUGCACGGUACUUGCCCUACAAGGCGCUCAGACAGCAGUUUUGGAGAGCCAUGUUGAAACAAUAUGACACUGAUGACAGCAAACGGAUCAGCAAGAUCGAAUUCAUGGCCAUGCUUGACACGCUAGGCUCGACCUUGAAAGAGUCGACCAUUGAUAGGUUCUUUGAGAGAUUUGCGUCGGAGAAUGGGGACGCUGGAGAGGAAGAUCUAACUUUUGACCAAGCCGUCAUCUGCCUUGAAGAGCAAUUGCAGAGAGUCAGUUCCAAAAAGUCAUUUACAGAUAAAAUUAAAGACAGCUUCGGGUCCAGCGGUCAGAACACCCAAGAACCUGUUUCCUUGACCAAGACUGAAAGCGACUCGGGGUUGUCGGGCGUCUCUACCAUUGAACAGCGUCAAACUGGUUCCGCAGGGGAGGAGGGAAAGCUUCUUCCGAACGACCUACUCGAUGAAGGGGACGAGGAAGAACAUGUGAUUGAAAUCCGAGAAUGCCCAAUCUGCCACCAGCCCGAUCUGAACAGGCGGACAGAGGCAGAAAUAAUCACCCACCUUGCGACCUGCGCCAGCUCAGAUUGGCGGCAGGUGAACAACCUGGUCAUGGGUGGCUUUGUUACUUCCAGCCAGGCGCAGCGCAAAUGGUACUCUAAAGUCAUCACCAAGAUCAGUUAUGGUGGAUACAAGCUAGGCGCUAACAGCGCGAACAUUCUUGUCCAGGAUCGCCUUACGGGUCAGAUCAAUGAAGAACGCAUGUCUGUCUACGUUCGGAUUGGCAUUCGGUUGCUUUACAAGGCACUGGGCGCGCGGGAAAUGGAAAAGAAACGCAUCAAGAAGUUGCUGCGGUCACUGUCCAUUAAGCAGGGCAAGAAAUAUGACGAUCCUGCCUCGGUGGCUCAGAUCGAACCUUUCAUCGCCUUUCAUCGACUGGACAUGUCGGAAGUCCUAUUGCCCGUUGACCAGUUCAAGAACUUCAACGAAUUCUUCUAUCGAGCUCUGAAGCCGGGUGCUCGACCUUGCAGCGCCCCUGACCGACCAGAAAUCAUUGUGUCUCCGGCAGAUUGUCGGACGGUGGUCUUCAACACUAUUGAAGAUGCCACGCGGAUCUGGGUCAAGGGCAGGGAUUACAGUCUCGAAAAGCUGUUUGGCGACGCGUAUCCUCUGGAGACAAAACGGUACAAAGGGGGUAGUAUGGGCAUCUUCCGUCUUGCGCCACAAGAUUAUCACCGUUUCCACAUCCCGGUUGAUGGCACCCUGGGCACACCAAAGCCCAUCGAGGGCGAAUAUUACACCGUGAAUCCCAUGGCGAUCAGAUCGGCCCUAGACGUCUAUGGUGAGAAUGUCCGCGUGCUUGUUCCGAUCGACUCGGUGGCUCAUGGUCGAGUAAUGGUUGUCUGCAUUGGAGCCAUGAUGGUCGGUUCUACAGUGAUUACACGAAAGCCAGGAGAGCGGGUCAAGCGGGCGGAGGAGUUGGGGUAUUUCAAGUUCGGUGGCAGCACCAUCCUUCUUUUCUUUGAACCCGGCAAGAUGGUCUAUGACGAAGAUUUGGUUGAAAACAGUAAGGGAGCUCUGGAGACUUUGGUCCGGGUCGGCAUGUCCGUGGGCCACUCGCCGCACGUCGAGCCACAUAAACCAGACAUGAAGAAAGAUGAAAGCUCCAUUACACAAGAGGAACGACAGGAAGCUAGACGAAGGAUUGAGGGAAGUAUUGCCCCUGAGAGUGAUCAAGGAUCAAGUUGGCUCCCCGGCUCUACCGACAAAAAGGCAAUGCUGGGUGCCCUCAACCCGGCAAACAUCCACUGA
Molecule: messenger RNA, 3003 nt
Organism: Exophiala dermatitidis NIH/UT8656
Lineage: Eukaryota; Fungi; Ascomycota; Eurotiomycetes; Chaetothyriales; Herpotrichiellaceae
Product: phosphatidylserine decarboxylase
Exons: 2
Coding region: 1-3003 (1000 amino acids)
Biological process (GO): phospholipid biosynthetic process
Molecular function (GO): calcium ion binding; phosphatidylserine decarboxylase activity
Source: RefSeq, a predicted model, not a curated record